AUGCCUCGAUGUGGAAUGAUCGUUGCACCCCUGCCUGCGGGCUCCCUUGAAAAAUACUCAUCAGACGCAGAAAGAUUGAGGGGGGGGGGCGGAUGCUGUGGUGGUGGUAAGAAUCGUGGUGCGGAGGGUCAGCGAUCAUCUCCUUUGGAACCACAACCAGAAGUCCAAAUACCACCGCCUAACGCAUCUGAAGCUACAAACAAGGCACCUGAGGCCAACCAGCCGACUAAACCAGCUUCAACGCGUGUACCCCGUUUAUCUGAACCAACACCACCGUCUCACACGGCGCGAGCAAUAAUGGCAUCGACAGUCACAGUCUCAGUGGAGCCAUCACUAAUGCCUCCCAGAGCGGGAGCAGUCAGAACCCACUCUUCUCCUCCAAACCCUCCGAACCUCUCGUCCGUUUCUCGGUCUGCUACUUCUCGACAAAGAUACACGACGCUCCCUUCUAACCUUGUGCCGCCUCAGCAAGGGCCGACCGCGUCGACAGGCCCUCGCCUUGAGGGCCCUAUACAUUAUCCUGGCGGGACUAUUCGAAAUCCGGCUUUCCCUCCAUCUGUUUAUAAUGCUGGUGGGGCGCAAAUAGCUUCUAGUGGAUCCCCUCCUGCACCACCCCCGUUUAUGAAAGACUAA
Messenger RNA from Rhizoctonia solani, 633 nucleotides. RefSeq lists its product as uncharacterized. The record is from RefSeq and is a predicted model, not a curated record. The transcript is spliced from 2 exons. Lineage: Eukaryota; Fungi; Basidiomycota; Agaricomycetes; Cantharellales; Ceratobasidiaceae. The coding region runs from base 1 to 633 and encodes 210 amino acids.